This is a messenger RNA of Mesoplodon densirostris (Blainville's beaked whale), 1759 nucleotides long. RefSeq names its product transcription factor Dp-1 (gene TFDP1). Gene Ontology annotation, cellular component: transcription regulator complex; nucleus. Gene Ontology annotation, molecular function: RNA polymerase II transcription regulatory region sequence-specific DNA binding; DNA-binding transcription factor activity, RNA polymerase II-specific. Gene Ontology annotation, biological process: regulation of transcription by RNA polymerase II; regulation of cell cycle. Lineage: Eukaryota; Metazoa; Chordata; Mammalia; Artiodactyla; Ziphiidae. Bases 204 to 1436 code for a protein of 410 amino acids. The record is from RefSeq and is a predicted model, not a curated record. The transcript has 12 exons.
GGGUCCGGGCGGCGCCGGGCCCACCUGCCCGCCGACUGCCGUUUCCGGCGCGCGGGUGGCGGCCGCGGCCUAGUGACAGGCCGGAUGCCGGGACCCCGGAAGCCCACCUGUCAGAGUUGCUGGUCGGCCGGUGGUCGCGGAAAAACCAUUUUUCUUCUCUGGAGGGUGAACAUUUAUAGCAUCGAUUUCACGGAUCUGGUAACAUGGCAAAAGAUGCCGGUCUAAUUGAAGCCAACGGGGAACUCAAGGUCUUCAUAGACCAGAACCUUAGUCCUGGAAAAGGUGUGGUGUCCUUAGUGGCUGUUCAUCCCUCCACAGUGAACACGCUCGGGAAGCAGCUCUUGCCCAAAACGUUCGGACAGUCCAAUGUCAACAUCGCUCAGCAAGUGGUAAUUGGUACGCCUCAGAGACCUGCAGCGCCAAACACUAUCGUGGUAGGAAGCCCACACACCCCUAACACUCACUUUGUCUCCCAGAACCAGCCUUCAGACCCCUCACCUUGGUCUGCCGGGAAGCGUAGCAGGAAAGGGGAGAAGAACGGCAAGGGGCUGAGGCAUUUCUCCAUGAAGGUCUGCGAGAAGGUGCAGCGGAAGGGGACCACGUCCUACAACGAGGUGGCGGACGAGCUGGUGGCAGAGUUCAGCGCUGCCGACAACCACAUCUUGCCGAACGAGUCGGCUUACGACCAGAAGAACAUCAGACGGCGAGUCUACGACGCCCUGAACGUGCUGAUGGCCAUGAACAUCAUCUCCAAGGAGAAGAAGGAGAUCAAGUGGAUCGGUCUGCCCACCAACUCCGCCCAGGAGUGUCAGAACCUGGAGGUGGAGAGACAGAGAAGGCUGGAAAGAAUAAAGCAGAAACAGUCGCAGCUCCAAGAGCUUAUCCUGCAGCAAAUCGCCUUUAAGAACCUGGUGCAGAGGAACCGCCAGGCGGAGCAGCAGGCCAGCCGGCCGCCCCCCGCCAACUCCGUCAUCCACCUGCCCUUCAUCAUCGUGAACACCAGCAAGAAGACGGUCAUCGACUGCAGCAUUUCCAACGACAAGUUUGAGUACCUGUUUAAUUUUGACAACACGUUUGAAAUCCACGAUGACAUCGAGGUGCUGAAGCGCAUGGGCAUGGCCUGUGGGCUGGAGUCCGGGAGCUGCUCCGCCGACGACCUGAAGGUGGCGAGAAGUUUGGUGCCGAAGGCGCUGGAACCCUACGUGACAGAAAUGGCUCAGGGAUCACUCGGCGGUGUCUUUGUCACGUCGGCAGUUUCAACUGCCAAUGGCACAAGGCUCUCUGCCAGUGACCUGGCCAACGGCGUGGACGGGGCGCUGGCCACGAGCUCCAGCGGGUCGCAGUACAGCGGGUCCCGGGUGGAGACCCCCGUGUCGUACGCCGGGGAGGACGACGAGGAGGACGAGGACUUCAACGAGAACGAGGGGGAGGACUGAGCCCCCCCGGCUCCGGGGACACGUCUGGGAGGAGAACUUCGGUGAACGUGGGUCUUUCUGUUUCUUUUGUCCUCCUCCCAAGAAGAGCUCGCUGAGCCGCUGGGCUCGGCGUGCGCCACCGAUAAGCAACGCGCCGUUCUCUGCGGGGUCCUGAGGAGCUGCGCCGUGUUUGAUGCCGACGCACGGCCUCUAUUUACUCUUCUGGAUUUUGUGUUCUCGUUUGCUGUUUUUUAAGAUUCAGAGUUCAUUUCGCCCCUUCACAGUUCUUGCCGAGUUUGCUGGAGACGUUGUGCUGCGUCCACGCCGGGAGAGAGAAAGGCCCU